This is a messenger RNA of Hyposmocoma kahamanoa, 3404 nucleotides long. RefSeq names its product ubiquitin carboxyl-terminal hydrolase 30 homolog (gene Usp30). Gene Ontology annotation, cellular component: nucleus; cytosol. The record is from RefSeq and is a predicted model, not a curated record. Gene Ontology annotation, biological process: protein deubiquitination. The transcript is spliced from 9 exons. Gene Ontology annotation, molecular function: cysteine-type deubiquitinase activity; cysteine-type endopeptidase activity. Bases 115 to 1620 code for a protein of 501 amino acids. Lineage: Eukaryota; Metazoa; Arthropoda; Insecta; Lepidoptera; Cosmopterigidae.
UAUUAGCUACACGACUAAUGUACGCCUUAUUACUGAAAAGUGUAUUUUGUUAGUAUGUGAGACGGGUGAGGGUGUUGAUUGAAAAAGUCGCCGAGGGUCGGUGUUUUAGUAACAAUGGAUGGUGGGGACAGGAUCCUGGUGGCAGCAGGGCUGACAGCAGCUGUGGUGGUCGGUGCGUUCGUGCUGUGGGGUCCCGGAGGCGCGCCACGCGUACGCAAGCGCCGUGGACAAAUCGCCGGUCUGCAAAACCUUGGCCGCACCUGCUUCCUCAACACUUUGCUUCAAGCGCUCGCUGCUUGCCCCAUUUUUAUCGACUGGCUGAAGCGAUUUGCAAAGGCAGACAGCAAUAAUAGUAUGAUUACUACGCUGUAUACUGUGAUCGAAGUGGUAAAUGGAACACAUGAAUCUGCACGUGGCACGCCAGUGUGUCCACUGGGUGUGCUGCAAGCAUUGCGCGCCGCGGGAUGGGUGGUGCCGGCUGAUCAGCAGGAUGCACAUGAACUCAUGCAUGUGUUGCUUUCUUGCAUCGAAGAAGAAACCACUGCAAUGGCACGGAAGCCUGGCUGCCUGUCAGACGCGCUGGGCCUAGGUGGUGGCCGCGCGUGGUCUGCUCUGGCUUCGCCCGCGUCGCCGCCUGCUGUGCCCCACCCGCUACGGUCCGAUUCCACGCCGCCAACGCCGUCUAGUCUGGCGCUCCGCCCUGCCUCCGCUGCGCCCGCCGAUGAGCCUGACUUGGUCGACCCAGAGCCGGCGGAGCCGCCUCGUCUUACGAAGGGCGUGUCGCGGUCGUUCUGCCAUUUGAGCUCAGUGGGGAGGCGUUGGGUGCCGGCGGCGGCGGCGCGCGUCGCGCCCGUCACGCCCUUCCGAGGCACGCUAGCCUCGCGACUGCAGUGCACCGUCUGCUCCACCAAGAGCCCAGUGCGGUACGACAAAUUUGACAGCGUCUCGCUGUCAAUGGCGAACGCGGGCGUCGGCCUUACGGGUUCGUACAGCUUGGCAGGGUUGCUGCGCGCGUUCACGGCGCCGGAGAUGGUGAAGGGCGUGCGCUGCAGCAAGUGCUGCGCAGAGUCGCCGCCCACUGAGGGCGCUGCGCCGCAGCCCAGGGACGGCCCCGGAGCUUACACCCAGCAUAUACGGACCGUCAGUUUCGGCAAGCUCCCGCAGUGCCUGUGCCUGCACGUGGGGCGCGUGGAGUGGGCGGGCGGCGCCCUCAGCAAGCGCGCCGAGCACGUGGCCUUCCCCGAGACGCUCUCCCUGGCGCCCUUCGCCUCGCAGGCCUCCAACAAGUCGGAGCUGGCGGCGCUGAUCGGCGACCGGCGCCUGCGCAGCCUCGCGGCGCUGAACGCGGGCGCCACGCCCGACCCGGAGCGCGCGCUGUUCCGCCUCACGGCCGUGGUGGUGCACGUGGGCGGCCCGCGCAGCGGCCACUUCGCCACGUACCGGCGCGGCAACGGCUUCGAGGCCCGGAGGUGGUGGUACACGUCGGACACGCUAGUCCACGAAGUGUCUCUCCAGGAAGUGCUCCGCUGCGCCGCGUACAUGUUGUUCUACGAGCGCGCCGCGGCCGACCGCACCCUCACCGCGCACCACUCGCACCAGUCCACGCCGCAGCACUUCUAGGGCCCCCGGCGGGGGCCGCGGCAAUGCACCGUUCUACCUACUGUGUGGAUGUCUUCGGGCGUCCACUGAGCGUCGUUUACGCGCUGUGCGUUGACGUUUUUGUGGACAGUGCCCACGAUCAAUCAUUAGCUAGUCUAAUGUCGACGCCUUCGUAGCUCACUUUGUGUGUCGUUGUGGGUAACUCCCGUUGUAAUAAAUUCUGAAGCGACACAAUAUAUUCCCAAUUCUUCAAAUUUUGUGGAAACUGCUCUGCUCUUUCUCGACCGGCGUUAUCACAUCGAAAUUAGUGUUUCUAACCGUGUACUACAAAUCACGAAAUUGUAAAACGUGCACGCUGUCGUUAGCCAUUUCCAUGAAAACCUUGUAUUAAUAUGUAAAAAACGAGUGCUGUACUUACGAGUACUUACAAAUUUACAAGAGCUAUACAAUAAUAAUUAAAAGUAAUCAAAAUAACAUCUAUCUGAAAUCUGAAUGUCUUAGGCAUUUUUCGAUAUCACAUUGUAAAUAUUCUGUGGUUUUUCCGAAUUUUUCACUCGUCUACUAGUUUUCGAGGCAUUUUUAUGUACAUUUUGAACUGCAUUUAUAUGUCUAUCUUUUAGUACACCUGUUUCUCUGUGCUAACAUUUCUUCAGCCGAACCUUAACUUCUGGUGGCAAGUCUCAAAAUUAAAAACUGUCAAUAAAUGUUGAAAUCGAUUUAACAAACAGGUACUUUCCUUUUAAAUACAAAGUAAUGUGAUAAGUGUCAUUUCACGUUCCGGGUUAAAGAGCAGGCCACACGGACGCAGUACGGCGUGAAAAGCGGUCUGGAGACGGACCUGCGGGAAGCGGAUGAGUACUGGGGCAUUCUACACAGCAGUACCACGCGUAGUCCGCGGCGAGUGUGUCAGAUAGUGAUCUAGAAAAAUUUCAGCACUUAUUAGUGUUACGAAAGAAACACUAAGGAAAUUUCGGCCAAAUUCAUAUUGAAACUUAAUAAAAACACACAUAAGAGUUGUAAAAAAUGCAGCGUGCAAUUCCGGUAAAGGCCCGCUCCCGGACCGCGUCCCGCGUCCCGCCACUGCCGCUCUGUGUGGACGGUUGCAUAGAACUGAAUCGAAUACAUACUCUUAUAAUAAUCGCUUCGGUUCGCGUCAGGUUUUCCAUAGCGUUGUGCCCCGGCCCGCGCCGCCCCGCCACCCGGUUUCAAUGUAGCUAUGUGCAUAAAAACUCGAAAAUUACCAAAAUGUACGCUCGGAACGCUCCCGCUACCGCCACCGAGUGGCCAGAGCAUUAGAAUGUCUUGAAUGAAUAUGUUCCUUCAUUUGAAGGAACACCAAUAAUGUUAACUCGGGAAGCUAUAGCUUAGCCACGUUGGUCAAACUUCGAGGAUGUUUAUGUCUACUUUGUUUUGCAGUUAUAUAAAACAAUUCAAUGUAAAAUUUCAACAUUUAUUGUGGCCAUGUCUAACUGAACUGAUCUAAUUGUGUGAUACUUACAUGUUUCGUUAGAAAUAUUGCACAAAUAAAACCGAAUUUGUCCUUAACAAUUGUAUAUACUUUCAAGUCUAUGUAUUCCAGCGACUUUGUAACGGAGCAUUUGCGCUAAAUUUCAAUCUAUUUUAUUCUAGGUUUCGCUAGUAAAUACUUCUUCGUUUUAGUCUUAGAUUGUGCAGUACUUAUCUUGCAUUUAAACGCUUAUACUAUUCACUUCACAGAUGUAUUUUGGUGUUAUACUUUUCUCCAGUUAUGUAAAGUCGAAUUUGGUGGAAACAUCCAUGGACCUUUUUUCCAGUAAUUCAUGACC